Messenger RNA from Ipomoea nil (Japanese morning glory), 1021 nucleotides. RefSeq names its product B-box zinc finger protein 21-like. The coding region runs from base 116 to 910 and encodes 264 amino acids. The record is from RefSeq and is a predicted model, not a curated record. Gene Ontology annotation, cellular component: nucleus. The transcript is spliced from 3 exons. Gene Ontology annotation, biological process: regulation of DNA-templated transcription; photomorphogenesis. Gene Ontology annotation, molecular function: zinc ion binding. NCBI's taxonomy places the organism in Eukaryota, Viridiplantae, Streptophyta, Magnoliopsida, Solanales, Convolvulaceae.
CCCCACUAGCUUCUCUUCAUCUCUCAACCAUUCUUCUCUUCUUCUUCUUCUCCUUCAAUUCUGCUAUAAUCCUCAGCAUUUCCAUCUUUUUGUUUCUUGAACAACAACAUCUCAAAUGAAGAUCCAGUGCGAUGUCUGCCACAAGGCCGAAGCUUGUGUCUUCUGUGUUGCAGAUGAGGCCGCCCUCUGUCACUCCUGCCACCGCAGAAUCCACCACCCCAACAACAACCUUCUUACCGACCACCAUACCUUCUCCCUCCUUCAACCUUCAUCACCUAAACACUCCCCUCUCUGUGAUAUCUGUCAGGAGAGGAAGGCAUUCAUGUUUUGUCAGCAAGACAGGGCUAUACUAUGCAGAGGUUGUGAUGUUGGUAUACACAAGGCAAAUGAGCAUACCCAGAAGCACAACAGGUUUCUUCUCACUGGUGUUAAGAUCUCUGCAACUUCUUCAUCUUCAUCUUCAUCAGCAGCACCCACAAAUCACACUCAAAACCCCACAAAUAUUAAGCCUGUUGUUAGUCCUUAUGAUGAUGAUAAGGGUGGUGGAAAUGGGGAAUUGAUGAUGAUGACUAGUAGCAGCAUAUCAGAAUACUUACAGAUGUUACCAGGCUUCCAUGUUGAAGAGCUUCUUGAUUCUUCCUCUUAUGGCUUCCCCAAGAUUGGUGAUGAUGAUAAUGAUGGGUUGCCAUUUUGGGGUAGUGAUGAUCUUGAGAGCAAUCUAAUAAGCACUUUCACCUCAGAAAUUAUCACACCUGCAACUACAGUUUAUGGUGGGCAAAUUGGGAUCAAGAACUCCAUGGAAGCUGCAAACAAGAGCAGCAGAAAGUGGAGAAAAGAUAACACUUCUUUUGCAGUGCCACAGAUCAGUACAUCUCCCUUCACAUUCAAGAAAUCAAGAACUCUAUGCUAGCUAGGAUAUAUAUCCAGUGAUGUAUUAUAUAUCAACCAAACAUCUAUAAUUUUCUCCAAUUUCUUUCUCAUUUUCCCCACUUUGUAAAUAGCUAUGAAUGAAUGAAUCAAU